Messenger RNA from Scophthalmus maximus (turbot), 2137 nucleotides. Its product is annotated as KIAA1328 ortholog. Bases 71 to 1954 code for a protein of 627 amino acids. The transcript has 12 exons. Lineage: Eukaryota; Metazoa; Chordata; Actinopteri; Pleuronectiformes; Scophthalmidae. The record is from RefSeq and is a predicted model, not a curated record.
AACAGAGAGGCGGGCUAUAACUCCUUAGCAACGCGCUUGGCUCCCGGGGAGUGGUGGCGGUUGAUUCAACAUGGCGGCGGAGGCAACAAGAAGUGGAACUUCGGGAAUGUUUUGGAUGAAUGGCGUGUCAGAUGAGGAGCAGCCCUUGGUGUUUGUUCCUGGAGUGGAUGGAGAGGGGAUUGCUCAGACCCCGUUCAAGCCGGGACCGGGCGCCACCGGUACGUUCAAUCAAAGGGGCACGAGGAUGCGUGGUGCAGCCAGGCGUAGCUCCAACUGCAAGAAUGAGGCUACACUGAAGAAAGGUGGCAAAAAACUGUGCCACUCGCAGAGCGAUCGCUCUUAUACUAGGGAAAAAGUGUCCGUCUGCCAAAGUGCUGCUGUGUUAACAGAGUCCGCACCUUCCCUGGCUUCUGAUACGUUCCCCCCGCCAUCACAGGUUAUUUGUGAAGCCAGCCGAGCCAGGGUCCCGGUCUGCUUGAAGGACCUCUGUUCUGAAGAUAAGCGCCGAAUUGCAAACCUCAUUGAAGAACUAGCCAGAGUGAGCGAGCAGAAAGAAGAGUCAACGCAGCGUCUGAAAGAUGGACAGGAACAUUUUGAACGCAAAAUCCAACAGCUGGAGCAGCAGAACCAGAUCAUAGCACACGAGAGGGAGAGCCUGCAGCUGCAGUACAGAGAGUGCCAGGAGCUGCUUGGGCUCUAUCAAAAAUACCUCUCUCAGCAACAGGCGAAGCUCAACGAGUCUAUUGCCCAGCUCAGCCAGGCGCCCGCCCACAACAAGGUGCUCAGUAGUGAUGCAACCCCCAGCAGAACAUCUACUGGCCGAGCUAAUGGCUUACUCUUUGAUGGCUCGUACCUCAGCCUUGCCGCCAUCCCAGCACCACAGCCUCAAGUGCACACGAGUGGGGAUGGAGGAAGAGGAGCAGUAGUAGCAGCAGCAGCAGCAGCACAGACAUCCAGCAACCCUGCCUCUCUUACCAGUGCUAGUGAUCUCAGUCCAAACGAUGGGCCGAUCAAAGAGCACAGAAUUCACAAGAAGGACUGCAGGGAGCCACACAUGGAGUCACACUGCUCCAGAUGUGAGCACUGCCACGGCAGUGGUCAAGACAGUAGCUAUGGAACACAGCAACGGAGAAGCGAUUAUAACUCUCGUCUGGAGAAUGGCCACCAUGACACCUCAAAACCACAUGAUUUUGAAAGGCUCCAGAGAGGGACCGCUAUGGGCUCGGAGGCCAACGGGGCCCUUACCAGGCCUAUGCUAGGCCACGAGGACUGGGAGGAGAAGCGGCAUCAGCUGCUGCUGCAGAAGAUGCAGCUGGAGAUGGAGAGGGAGAGGCUGCAGGCCCGGCUGGAGGAGCAGGAGGAGAGGCUCAACAGACAGAAUCAGCAGCUUUGCCAGUCGCGUCUCGAUUACAGCAGGUUUCAACAAGCUUCUCAAGCCGAGCUCAGCCGCUCAAACACUAGGACUGGAGAUUCACAGCUAGACGGUCCUUCCUGCCAAAAUUUACCCUCCAGUGUAUGUGGAAAUGCAGAUGUUCACCCUGCUGAACAGAAGCUGCGUGAAAAGGGCUCACACCCUGCUCCUGCUCCUGUAGAUAAUAGCGUGCAGACAUAUGCAGAGCCCUCAGAGCGGUCCAGAAGGGACAUGGCCACGUCUCCUCCCAAGUCCCCGGUAAGCCUGAGUAAGCCCACAUCAGCAUCUGUGAUCCCCAAGACCCCCGAGGCCAGGCUGGACUUUUCUCUGGUUGAGUUGUUGGAUAUCAUCAGUCCCGUCUCUGCCCCCGAGCACAGCAGGACGUCCGCUCGAAGGACCAACGUGACACAACGUAGGCCGACCCUUGCCACCCCCAAACCAACGGCCAGAACCCUGCUUACCCCUGCUGGGCAUUAUCCUCAAAGUAGCCAGCAGGACCUGGAGGAAAGCCAGAUACUGGAGGACAUUUUCUUCAUUUGCUGACGAACAAGAAAACGUGGAACACGAAAAAGAAAACAGUCCACUCACUUGAUAUUAACCUGUAUGUUCUUAACUUAAAAAAAAUCUUUCAUUAAAUUGACAUUCGACAUCAAAAUGAUCAGGAUGUUGUAGAUUGAGCUUUUUGUUAUAUUGUGAUUAUAAAUAAAAUAAACAAUUAUUUAUUCA